GGCAACCUCGCGUGUUGAGUUACUCCACUCUCCACUGCACUUUCUUUUCUCAACUCAGCAUCCUCCCCUCCCUUCCACUUCCCUGCUUCCUCCUCCUCACCUCCUCUCCUCACGACCUUACUGGUUGAAUUGUUGACGACAAGAAAACCUCACCAUGGCCGAUGGCAACGACGAGCACCGCCUGACGGACGGCGUGUCUGUGGAGGCGAUCAAGACCUUCCUCGCAGACCUGACGAAGGAGUUUCCCGACACGUACACUGAGAUGACAACAGCGGAUGCCUGCAAGCAACUCGUGGUGCCACGCACACAACAGGCCAGCUGCGCCUACGUCGAUCUCUUGCGCAAGCAGUCACCAUGCACCGACGUGGGCAAGGCCACUGUGUUUGUGUCGCACGCGUGGCGGUACAAGAUCGCAGACGUGUUGAACGUCUUGCUCGAGUUUGCGGAGGAGCAAGCAAGCAAGGAAGACGGCCAGCCCGUGUUCUUCUGGUUUGACCUCUUCAUGAACAACCAAAACGCCAAUGUCACGGCGAACCUCCCACAAGAGUGGUGGAGCACGACGUUCAAGGAGUCGAUUGCCAACAUUGGACGCGUGCUGCUGGUGUUGAUGCCGUGGCGAGACCCCGUGCCACUGACGCGUGCGUGGUGCCUGUGGGAGAUCUUCUGCGGCAUCAGCAACGAGGGCACAGAGGUCAACAUCCGCCUGCCCAAAAGCGAGGAGAAGGCGCUGGAACGGGCCAUCCAAGGCGAGUAUGAAGCCGUCACGGAUACGCUGGUGCGCGUGCAAGCCGAGCGUGCGGAGGCCUUCAACCCAAAUGACAAGGCCAUGAUCUUUCAAGCCACCCAGGACAGCGUUGGCUUUGCGGCUCUCAACCAGGCCGUCAAGGACCAGCUGCGCGCGUGGUGCUUGGAGAAGGCGGCGGCUGCGGUGGAGGCCAUGCAGGCAAGGGGCGAAGACAACACAGGGGCGUUCGCGGUGUUGUGUGGUCAAGUUGGGACUGUGCUGAACACGUUUGGCGAGCACGGCAGGGCAGUCGCGUACUACGAGGCAGCUCUGGCGACCUAUCUACGCAUUGAAGGGGAAAAGGGAGAGAACGUGGCUGGGUUGUACAACAACCUCGGCCUUGCCUACGAUGACAAGGGGGACAACGAUAAGGCGAUUGCAUACUUUGAGAAGGCCCGUGAAAUCUUGGUGGGCAAGCUGGGCGAGAAGCACCCGAGCACAGCAAGCACGUACAACAACCUCGGCAACGCGUACAGCAUCAAGGGCGAGCAUGAUAAGGCGAUUACCUAUUACGAAAAGGACCUCGCUAUCACCACUCAGACGUUGGGCGAGAAGCACCCGAGCACAGCGACGGCCUACAACAACCUCGGCAAUGCUUACUGCAGCAAGGGUGAGUAUGACAAGGCCAUUGACCAUUACGAAAAGGACCUUGCCAUCACCAUUCAGACGCUGGGCGAGAAGCACCCGAGUACAGCUGAGACCUACAACAACCUCGGCAAUGCUUACUGCAGCAAGGGUGAGCAUGAAAAGGCGAUUGCCUAUUACGAAAAGGACCUCGCUAUCACCACUCAGACGUUGGGCGAGAAGCACCCGAGCACAGCGAUGACACUGACCAACAUCGCCUUCGUGCAUGCUGAACUUGGCGACAAGGAGCAGGCCUGUGCCUACAUGCAACGGGCACUGGACGUCUUCACAGCCACGGUUGGACCAGACCACCCUUCCACGCAAAGAGCUGAGCACGACCUGAGGCGCAUUCGCCAUGCUGGUGUGGAUGUGCCGAGUGGCUCAAGCCGUUGCUGCAGUAUCUUGUGA
Salpingoeca rosetta is the source of this 1816-nucleotide messenger RNA. Its product is annotated as mbre TPR repeat protein. Gene Ontology annotation, molecular function: protein binding. Lineage: Eukaryota; Choanoflagellata; Craspedida; Salpingoecidae. Gene Ontology annotation, cellular component: kinesin complex. The transcript has 2 exons. The record is from RefSeq and is a predicted model, not a curated record. The coding region runs from base 155 to 1816 and encodes 553 amino acids.